Etheostoma spectabile (orangethroat darter) is the source of this 782-nucleotide messenger RNA. RefSeq lists its product as uncharacterized. The record is from RefSeq and is a predicted model, not a curated record. The transcript has 6 exons. Bases 96 to 782 code for a protein of 228 amino acids. Lineage: Eukaryota; Metazoa; Chordata; Actinopteri; Perciformes; Percidae.
AGACGAAGUGACGUUACACAGAUAGUAGCUAGUUGCUAAUUAGCAUUAAGCAAGUUGAAAAAAAGUCGGCAAACAAGCCUGAGGGAAUACAUGUCAUGGCCUCUGCAUCUCCAUCUCCGAGUGACUCUCUACUGAACCCCCCUGGUCAAAGCAGGGAAAAUAAUUCCAGAGAGCGGCGGCACAAGCUCCUUAAACUACAGAACGUCGAUGUUCCAGACAUACAGUCCUUGCUGAAUAGGAAGGUAAAACGGAAAGAGCCCAGCCUCAAACACUUACAAGCCCGUCAGCAGAUGUAUUUCCCGGGCUGGGACACUCGGUCGCCUUCAUCUCAACAAACAGAGCCGCCACACAGGCAGCGUCAAAAACCACCUGUCCACCUACCUCCUCUGGAAUCCACGACCAAGGCAAAUCCAGGCGGGUACACUCAGUCACCUUCAUCUCGACCAACCAUGCAGCCACUUGAAAAUAAACAACCUGUCAACCUACCUCCACUGCAAUACAGGAACAAGUUGUUUAAGAAUGUGCCAACCCCAGGUCACCCCAAAAGACCGCUGGACACAGUUGAAGUCUAUGAGCACAGUAAGGAUGACUAUUUGAUGGUAACCCAUAAAGGUGUGGUAUCAGUGUAUAAGGAGGACUAUGACUUCAUAACCCAUGAGCGCUGGGAAGAGGAGUACGAGUACCACUGCGAGCUGAGCCGCAUCCCCUUCUUUGCCCUCUUCAAAAAGUUGAAACCUUCCAUGUCUGGCGCUCCACAGUUCGCAGGGAGAAGAUUCAUUUGA